CUGGCUGCAGCCCGUGCGCCCGCCCCGCUCCCCUCUUCCCUCCCUCCCGUCUCUGCCCAGCCACUUCUUGCACAGCCUCGCGCCCCGAGGGACCAUGUCGAGGAUCAGCUGGGGGUACGGGGAGCACAACGGUCCUAUUCAUUGGAAUCAAUUCUUCCCCAUUGCUGAUGGAGAUCAGCAAUCCCCUAUUGAAAUUAAAACCAAAGAAGUGAAAUAUGACUCUUCCCUCCGACCUCUUAUUAUCAAGUAUGACCCAAGCUCAGCUAAAAUCAUCAGUAAUAGUGGUCAUUCCUUCAAUGUUGACUUUGAUGACACCGAAGACAAAUCAGUUCUGCGUGGGGGCCCUCUCACUGGAAACUACAGGUUACGACAGUUUCAUCUUCACUGGGGUUCUGCUGAUGAUCAUGGCUCUGAGCACGUGGUGGAUGGAGUGAGAUAUGCUGCAGAGCUCCAUGUGGUUCAUUGGAACUCAGACAAGUACCCCAGUUUUGUUGAAGCAGCUCAUGAGCCAGAUGGACUAGCUGUUUUGGGAGUAUUUUUGCAGGUUGGUGAAUAUAAUUCCCAACUGCAAAAGAUUAUUGACAUUUUGGAUUCCAUUAAAGAAAAGGGAAAACAAACUCGAUUCACAAAUUUUGACCCAUUAUCUCUGCUUCCGCCAUCCUGGGACUACUGGACGUACCCUGGUUCUCUGACAGUUCCACCCCUUCUUGAGAGUGUCACGUGGAUUGUUUUAAAACAACCUAUAAAUAUCAGCUCUCAACAGCUGGCCAAAUUCCGCAGUCUUCUGUGUUCAGCCGAGGGUGAAUCAGCAGCUUUUUUGUUGAGCAAUCACCGUCCACCACAGCCUCUGAAGGGUCGCAAAGUGAGAGCUUCCUUUCAUUAAAUGUUGCCCCCAGUGGACCACCCGGACUGUGAAGAGCCCCUGAACAAAACAAAACAAAUCAAAACACAAAAAUCCCUACCAACAGUUCCUAGAAUUCUAAUUAUUGGGCGUUAUUUUACUAUCAGCUUUAGCACCACAAAGAGAACCAGAUUUCUUUAAUUAAACUACUUGAAAUCAUGUUUCUUAGAUUUGCAUUUACAGAUAUUCAAGCAGUAAACAUUGUUUGGCAUAUAUUGAAACUCAUGCAAUACGUCUGCUUCAACCUGCCUGGAAACGGGGCCUACAUUGUCAACAUCAGAAUGUGUUCAAGUUUUCACCUUAGAUGCUGACAUAGUCACACCUCUCCGUGCUGUUAAGUAAAAAGCAAAUAUUCAUUCUCCAAGUGAAAUAAUUGUGAUAUAUUUUUCUAAACAAGUCAGUCUACAUAAAAAAAGAUAAUAUUUCCUUUUGAAGUGAACUUCUGCCAAGAUUAUGUUGCUGAUUCUGAUUGCAUGGUAUCUCUCAUAAAGUGAGUAAUAUGAGAGUUAUGAGGGAUGAGAUAUAGUUACUUCUUGUGUUUAUUCCACAAAUCAUUGAUCCAUGAAGUUUUGAUAAGGAAUUCCUCAGGACAGAAACGAUUAUUUACACUAUAAUGAAUUAAGUCAUAUAUCAUAUUUACUUUGUAUUGUCAGUUGGCUAACAAUUGACAGGAUGCAGUCCUUGCCAAUUUAUAGCAUAAACACGAUUUGAAACUAACAGCUUAGCCAGUGUUAGUGCAGGCAGACCUGCCUGCGGGCAUAAAGAAUGAAUUGCCUACUUUUGUCCUGUGUUUUGGCAACAGAGCAAUCUUGUGUGGGCAAUUUUUCUGUCAACUGGUGGAAAAAACUCAAUUGAGUCUAUAUAAAAAUACAAUCAUUCUCCUGUCUCUCCCUCUCUCUGUCACUCUGACUUUCAAAAAAUAAAAAAAUAAAAUAAAAUGAAUGUUUUUUAAAAAUACAGUCAGUCUAUAAAUCCUUCAAUCCAUUUCCUUGGCACACCCUUUUCUCCUUUUGUACAUGUUCCUCAAUGUCUUAAGCAGUUUUGUAAGGGGUAUUAAUCUAUUACCUUUUCUUUAUUUGUCUUUCUGUUUUUUUGUUUUUGUUUUUUUUGACAGACAGAGUGGAUAGUGAGAGAGAGAGACAGAGAGAAAGGUCUUCCUUUUUGCCGUUGGUUCACCCUCCAAUGGCUGCUGCGGCUGGCGCAUUGUGCUGAUCCGAAGCCAGGUGCUUCUCCUGGUCUCCCAUGGAGUGCAGGACCCAAGGACUUGGGCCAUCCUCCACUGCCUUCCCUGGCCAUAGUGGAGAGCUGGCCUGGAAGAGGGGCAACCGGGAUAGAAUCCGGCACCCCAACCGGGACUAGAACCCGGCACCGGCCUAUCUUUCUCUUUUGAGUGAAGGAGGAUGAGGGUGGUUUUCCUUUUGCCCUUUCUGGUACAAAUGGAGUAGCACUAAGCAUUAACUUCAUUACCACAUUUGAGACUGGAACAUGUGUAAUACUUACGUCAUCCACCUGUGUUUCCUUGAUUGUGAUGAUUUGUUUCAGAUAUUUUCUUCCUUUGGAUGUCAGUGUUAACAAUUCAGGUUUUCUCUGCGGCAAAAAAUAACAUACAUGAAGGAUCUCUGUGAGUGAGACCCCAUUGGAAAGGAGGGGCUAUCAGAGAAGGAUGUACUUUUCUCUGAAGGGAGGAGAGAACUUCCACUUUGCAUAUGAUGCUAUCUAAAUAACUACGGAGUUCGUAGACUCAAAAGGUUUCCAUAGCCUUAGCAGCUCAUGUCAAGAGCCUCAGGUGGUCACUGAUGUCAAAAAUAAGAGUCAUUAAUUGUUAAGUCAACAACAAGAGUCAUUGUGCACUUAAUCUCCAUGUUGGACCUCUGUCCUUAGUGAGGUGUACUAUGAGAAUUAACGGUAAAACCAGUAUUCAAACAGUACUUUAUAUUUUGUGUGUUUGUGUGGGUGCAAACAAUGGAAAUCUCUACUUAGUAUAGAGUUGGUCUUCUAUAUACAAAGUGAAUUAAAAACGAAUCUUAAUGAAAAAUGAAAUGGGAGAGGGAGUAGGAG
Lepus europaeus (European hare) is the source of this 2959-nucleotide messenger RNA. RefSeq names its product carbonic anhydrase 13 (gene CA13). Gene Ontology annotation, molecular function: zinc ion binding; carbonate dehydratase activity. The transcript has 7 exons. Gene Ontology annotation, cellular component: cytoplasm. The record is from RefSeq and is a predicted model, not a curated record. NCBI's taxonomy places the organism in Eukaryota, Metazoa, Chordata, Mammalia, Lagomorpha, Leporidae. Bases 95 to 883 code for a protein of 262 amino acids.